This is a messenger RNA of Patiria miniata (bat star), 3009 nucleotides long. RefSeq names its product tRNA-dihydrouridine(47) synthase [NAD(P)(+)]-like. Gene Ontology annotation, biological process: tRNA processing. Gene Ontology annotation, molecular function: metal ion binding; flavin adenine dinucleotide binding; RNA binding. The record is from RefSeq and is a predicted model, not a curated record. The transcript is spliced from 12 exons. NCBI's taxonomy places the organism in Eukaryota, Metazoa, Echinodermata, Asteroidea, Valvatida, Asterinidae. The coding region runs from base 105 to 2222 and encodes 705 amino acids.
UUCGCAGUUGUUGCAUGUCGUGAGCUAGAUGUCGUUGUGAAGCUUGAAGUUCAGUCGAUCGGUCAUUUUUCUGCAGCUGGCUUUGGCUGUUUUAGAUUUCAAACAUGGAAGAAAGUGGUGCUGGACUUGGCGCGAUGGAAGAGAGCACGGAAGACCCUGUAACCGAGCUGAUGACACCUUGCGAGGAGACCCUUCACCCAGAGGAGAAGGCGAGACUGAUGAAGCUGCUGAACGAGAGACAAGGAACGGCUAAAAUCAAGACGGAUUUCAUCGAUUUUGACAAGAUCCAUUUGAAGUAUGGCCCUAUGAGCUCCGAUAAACCCCCUCAAAAUGGCGACAGAGCCAACAGCGAUGUUUCCAGACAAGAAGCGGACAGAAAGGAACCGCCGCAGAAGAAACUCAAGAAGACGAGAGGGAUGAACCACAGCCGGCCUCGGAAUAAGUGGGUGCCCGUCUCGGAAAAGCUCUGCCCGGCGAUCAUGGGCGGCGAGGUGUGCAGUUACGGCGAGAAGUGCAACUACUCGCACGACAUCGCAGCGAUGGGCGCCGCCCGACAGCCAGACAUCGGAGAUCGCUGUUACAAUUUUGAGAUGUUCGGCAAAUGCCGUCACGGCGUGGUGUGCCGAUUCGGGGGCUCGCAUAUUACGGAGGACUUCCAGAACGUUGUGGACAAAGAGAAGGUUAAGGCGAACGCCGGCAAGUCGAUCACGGUGAACAACCUGCCGGUCGAUCUGAAAACCCGGCUCCGAAAGAAAAAAGAAAAGUUUGAAAAUGCGGACAGGUUCUUGUCCCAGUUGGGGACAAAGAAGAAACCUUCGAAGCAGAGUGAUGGUUCUAAAAGUUUGAAUACUGUGCCAAAAGCAGCUGGCGACAUUUCGGUGUCCUCGGACCCAACCAAGCUUUCUACAUCUGAUGAAGUCAAUCAGAGGGACAUGAAUAUUCAACAAGAGGAGACCGCCAAUCCGAAUCAGGUAUCAGAAAGUGGGAGUGUCCUGAUAGAUGCUUCCACCAAUCAGGGAACAGAUGUCGCUGCUCACACCUUGAAGUCUCCACAGGCAUCAUCCAGUCAAAGCGGAGACGGUGUUUCCAUGGCAACACAGCAACCAGCCUCAGGCACGGUAACAGACCAAGAUGUCAUAAAAAUAAGGAAACGUGAGAAGAAGCAGUUGAACGUGGAAGGAAAAUCCUACUUGGCGCCCUUGACAACGGUUGGUAACCUUCCGUUCCGGCGCGUCUGUAAACGUCUAGGUGCGGACAUUACGUGUGGCGAGAUGGCAAUGUCUAUCAAUCUGCUGCAGGGCCAACCGUCCGAAUGGGCCCUGCUCAAGAGACACUCCUCCGAAGAUUGUUUUGGGGUUCAGCUUGCUGGCUACUUUCCAGACACCAUCACCAAAUGUGCCGAGAUGAUCAACACGUACUGCGAUGUGGAUUUUGUGGAUCUCAACGUAGGCUGCCCAAUCGAUCUGGUUUAUCAGAAGGGAGGCGGAAGUGCGCUGAUGAGCAGGGCGGGCAAGUUUGAAGACAUUGUCCGAGGCAUGGAUGCAGUUUUGGAUGUCCCUGUGACGGUGAAGAUGCGUACUGGCAUAUCGGAGAAACACAACAUCGCCCACAAACUCAUUCCAAAGAUAUAUGACUGGGGGGCUUCCCUUGUCACGUUACACGGCCGCAGUCGUGAGCAGCGCUACACCAGAACGGCAGACUGGAGUUACAUCCGGGAGUGUGUUGAGAUUGCUAAGCCCCACCCCCUCAUAGGAAAUGGAGACAUCCUCUCGUUUGAAGAUGUGACAGCCCACUUAGAGAAUUCCGGUGCUGCUGGAGUUAUGAUCGCAAGAGGAGCACUGAUCAAACCGUGGGUCUUCACUGAGAUCAAAGAACAGAGACAUUGGGAUAUUUCAGCCAAUGAGAGACUCGGCAUCCUCAGGGAUUACACCAAUUACGGCCUUGAACACUGGGGCUCAGACACUGAGGGAGUUGAGAAGACGCGCCGUUUUCUCCUGGAGUGGCUGUCGUUUCUCCACCGUUACAUCCCGGUCGGCAUUCUAGAACGACUGCCCCAGAAGAUUCAGCAGCGGCCGCCGUACUACAUGGGACGCAACGACCUGGAGACGCUCAUGUCUAGUACAAACUGUGCUGACUGGGUCAAGAUAAGUGAGAUGCUGCUCGGUCCGGUUCCCGAUAGCUUCCAGUUCCUGCCCAAGCACAAAGCCAACUCCUACAGUUAGUGGGGGUCAAGGAACCAGUCUACUGAAAAUGCAAUCUUUACUCUUCCUCUCAUUGUUGGGUGAUGCUGUGCCAGUUUCCUGUUUUGUUCCAAUUUUCUUCUUCUUUUUUCUUUCUUUUUUGUUGUAUUUCAGAUGGAAUUGAGACAAUUUAUUCAUAUUUAAUUAAUGUAAAUAAUAUGUUGGCAUUACACAGUCACCAAUGCAGCCUGAUUUCGUAAAAAAAAAGGGAGUAUGAAAAUAAUAUAUUUCAUUACAUCUGAGUGCUCAAUAGAUUGUUAUACAUUUAAGUUUUUUUGAUUGAACUAGUGCAUUGAACAAGAUGUAUGAGGCAAAAUGUUUCUGGUCUUGAAGUUAUUAAGAAACCACUUUUUUUUGGUGACAGCGCCUCAUUUUCGGUGGUAUCCAUGACGAAAAUACAAGUUUAUUUACUAUUACACCAGGAUGCUGAGUUUGGUUUAGUUACAUAACUUUGUUAAAAUUCAUUUGAUUGUUUGCAGGCAUUUGAGUUAAAGGUAAAAAAAAACACAGAGAUGCCACUUUUCAGGUUUUAACCUGAAUUCAGGGGGUUUUUUUCAAAAAUGUGACAAAUUAAAAGUGCUGGAUUUGGUGCUGAAACAUCCAGAAAACACAUUUUCGAAAGGGGUAAGGGUGGUUUCAAGUUUUUUAGUAGCAUUUCAGGCUUUAUAUUGGUGGCAUCUCUGAUAAAAGUAUGGUUUCAGAGAAAUCUGCAAAAGUGCAGUUGAGCAAUAAAAGUCUGUUCAUUUUUUAAAUGAAUAAACCGAAAAUG